This is a messenger RNA of Cervus elaphus (red deer), 820 nucleotides long. It is a transcript of the gene BAX, whose product is annotated as BCL2 associated X, apoptosis regulator. The transcript has 6 exons. Gene Ontology annotation, biological process: mitochondrial fusion; positive regulation of apoptotic process; intrinsic apoptotic signaling pathway in response to DNA damage. The coding region runs from base 74 to 652 and encodes 192 amino acids. Gene Ontology annotation, molecular function: channel activity; protein heterodimerization activity; protein homodimerization activity. The record is from RefSeq and is a predicted model, not a curated record. NCBI's taxonomy places the organism in Eukaryota, Metazoa, Chordata, Mammalia, Artiodactyla, Cervidae. Gene Ontology annotation, cellular component: mitochondrial outer membrane.
CGCUCACGUGACCAGGGGCGUGCUGCGGCCGCCCGGGCGGACCCGGCGAGAGGCGGCGGCGGGAGCGGCGGUGAUGGACGGGUCCGGGGAGCAACCCAGAGGCGGGGGGCCCACCAGCUCUGAGCAGAUCAUGAAGACAGGGGCCCUUUUGCUUCAGGGUUUCAUCCAGGACCGAGCAGGGCGAAUGGGGGGAGAGACACCGGAGCUGGGCUUGGAGCAGGCGCCCCAGGACGCAUCCACCAAGAAACUGAGCGAGUGUCUCAAGAGGAUUGGAGAUGAAUUGGACAGUAACAUGGAGCUGCAGAGGAUGAUCGCGGCCGUGGACACAGACUCUCCCCGAGAGGUCUUUUUCCGAGUGGCAGCUGAAAUGUUUUCUGACGGCAACUUCAACUGGGGCCGGGUUGUCGCCCUUUUCUACUUUGCCAGCAAACUGGUGCUCAAGGCCCUGUGCACCAAGGUGCCCGAGUUGAUCAGGACCAUCAUGGGCUGGACAUUGGACUUCCUUCGAGAGCGGCUGCUGGGCUGGAUCCAGGACCAGGGUGGUUGGGACGGCCUCCUCUCCUACUUUGGGACACCCACGUGGCAGACGGUGACCAUCUUUGUGGCUGGAGUGCUCACUGCCUCACUCACCAUCUGGAAGAAGAUGGGCUGAGGCCAUCAACUGCCUUGGACUUUUUCUGCAUAAAUUAUGGCAUUUUUCAAGGGGGGGUGGAUUUGGGGGCCAUGGGAGUUUUUCUUACUUUUGUAAUUAUUGGGGUGGGGCAGGGUAGGGAGGAGUGGUCUUGCGAGGGUGGGUGCAAUAAACCUCUUUCGGACCACA